AUGGAAGAGACGGCUAGGAAUGACGUCCGUCGGCCGCGUCGCAGUCUCUCCCGUGCGACACGAUCUACUACGUCCAAGUCAUUAAUACGUGCAUUAUCAAAACCUUUACAUGGUGGUGGAUCAUCUGCUGAUGAAGAAGAAGAAGAGGAAGAAGAAGACGAAGAAGAAGAAGAGGAGGAAGAGGAAGAAGAGAUUGAAGAGGAAGAAGAUGAACCAGUGGACGAAGCGGAUGAAGCCGAGCUGGAUGCUAUUGAUGCCAAAUUUCGAGUCUCACUUACAGCAAGAGAACUCAAUACACUGGAACAAGGGACGCUUGUUCGUAUUCUAAAGACACCUGAUGUCGAACAACGCGUACCUCAUACAGUGCACAAACUUGGUGUGGUGGAAGAGGUACCACAUCAUCCCAAUACAUGGUACAAAGUGAGGAUUCGUGAUGGGGAUGUGGUAUAUAAAUAUCGACCGUCGGCACUAGAGGUGCUUCAAAAUGGAGACGAGAUUGGUAGUCCGAAAAUGUCGUCUCCACUUUGUAAUUUCAUGGUGCAUCAAGAAGAGGAGGAGGAAGAGGAAGAAGAAGGAGAGGAGAGAGAAGAAGAUAACGAUGGGAAGAAGAGUGAAGAAGACCAUUUAGAGCUUGGUACACGUGUGCAGGUGAAGUUAGAGACGCUUUAUGGAGCUGAGAAACGAUAUUUGAAGAAGUACGACGAAAAGGACGGAGUUGUCAUUGGACAUGGGAAAGCGGGCGUUGUAGUGCAGCUUGAUGGGGAUGAGGAUAUUGCGCUUACGCUGCGUCGAUCACAUUUGGUCGCAGUGUUGGACGAAGAUGACGACGAGGAAGAAGAGGAGGAAGAAGAGGAGGAAGAAGAAGAUCAAAAGGACAAGAAACAAAAAAUGUCUGCUGUAGCUCACAAGAAAAAUGGGUCAAAAGGGAAACUGCUUUCUGUUCUUGAUCCAGACAUGUGGAUUGGCCGCAAGUGUCGAAUCAAUGUCGGUAAGUUCAAGGGCCAACAUGGCCGCGUCCUGCGUUCGGGAAAUGGCUGGGUUCAGCUUAAGCUUGAAAAUUCGAGCGAAAAUACGGCUAAACGUGCGUACGAGCUCACGCUGCUUGAGGACUUGGAGACGAUCAAGGUGCUGCAUGCCAAGACGCUUGAAAAGGAAAGAAAGCGCCGUGCGGAGGGUCGUGUCAAUGGAGUAAGUUACCGACAUGAUGACGGAGACGAGGAAGUUGAUGACGAUGAGGCUAGUCACAGCGGCAUGGAUGACGUUCUGGCGGCCGAACAAACUGAAGACUCCCAAGGCGAUGAUGAUGGUGGCAAACGCUUACGUCGUGUGUCAACUCGCGGAAAUUAUGGCAUUUCGUGGAUUGAGAAAAAGGUGAAUUUACCGAAUCGUAAGGGAUUUGGUAUUGUAAAAAAAGCGGAUCGGGAUACGUGCACAGUGGAAAUCCAAUCCACCAAGGUGCUGCAAGUGUUUAAAAAGAAAGACUUGCAACUUGCGAAUGAUAGCCUUCCCAAGACUGCUCGUCAAAACAGCCGCAAUCGCAAUAAUGCUAAAGCUCGGGAGAAACUUGGGCUACAUGACGAUGCCGUCCUCAUGGGCACGACACCAUCGCGAUACGUUGCGUUCCAGGACGUUGUGAAACGGUUUGCAUUGCGUCGGCGUGAAAAGCUUAAGAAGCGCCCAAACUUAAUCGAGUGGCAAGCACGGCUAAAUUUGAAUUACCUGGAGAACGGUUUUUGGGACAAAAGUAAUCUCUCAGUGAUCGAUCUUGCCGUAGUUCCUCAAUGCGAGCUUUGUGGUGUGGAGAAGGAGGAAAUGAGUGGCCACUGUUGGAACAAUGAUUGUCCAAGAUGCCCAGUUUUCGAUGUGGAUACAUUUGACCCACAUGACGAAAAUGCUAUCAUGCGUGUGCCUGUUACACCAUUUGCCAAUGACAGUAUUACUACUUCUCUCUGCCUUCCAAAGGAGGAUUUGCCACGAAAGCGUAAGCGGAGAGUUGUGGAAAAAGCGCUGUCUGGGGCUGUUGGAAGAAACGAGGAGGAUACCGAACAGCAUACCUCACCUACGCCAGAGCCUAUAGCAGCCAUGAGAAAUUCGUCUAUACCCAAGAAAACUCCAACUGUAGUCACAAUCAAGGAGGAAAAGAUCGCAAGGAGACUCCCCGGUAAGACGUCUUGCGACCAAGGAGAGCCAAAAAUCAAAGCUCUUGCAAAGAAAGCAAAGCCGGAGAAAAGCUCAAAGACUGAGGUCCCAAAUGCCGUAAUUGAAGCUGCAGAAAAGGGGAAAACAUCGCCAACAAGCACCUUUCGCCCUCAUUAUGACAGCGUCUUCACGCGGUAG
Peronospora belbahrii is the source of this 2337-nucleotide messenger RNA. Lineage: Eukaryota; Oomycota; Peronosporomycetes; Peronosporales; Peronosporaceae. The record is from the annotation of a GenBank genome assembly.